This is a messenger RNA of Eruca vesicaria subsp. sativa (arugula), 753 nucleotides long. Lineage: Eukaryota; Viridiplantae; Streptophyta; Magnoliopsida; Brassicales; Brassicaceae. The record is from the annotation of a GenBank genome assembly.
AUGUUGGCAAUAUUCCAGAAAGCAUUUGCUCACCCACCAGAAGAACUCAACAGCCCAGCAUCUCACUCCCCAAAACUCCCCGGAGAAACCCUCUCCGACUUCCUCACCCUCCACAAAGACACAGCCUUCUCCAUGACCUUUGGCGACUCCGCCGUCUUAGCCUACUCUCGCCCCGAAACCUCCUCUCUUCGCAAGAAACUCUUCUGCGGUAUAGACGGAAUCUACUGUACCUUCCUCGGCACGUUAACUAAUCUCUGCACGUUGAACCGACAGUACGGACUCACGGGUAAAAACACGAGCGAAGCAAUGUUUGUGAUCGAAGCUUACAGGACGUUACGUGACCGUGGUCCUUACCCUGCUGAUCAAGUCCUCAGAGGGUUAGAAGGAAGCUUUGCCUUUGUGGUUUACGAUACUCAGACAUCCUCUGUUUUCUCGGCUUUGAGUUCUGAUGGUGGAGAGAGUCUUUACUGGGGGAUCUCUGGUGAUGGGUCUGUUGUUAUGUCUGAUGAUGUGAAGAUUAUAAAACAAGGGUGUGCUAAGUCUUUUGCUCCUUUCCCUACUGGGUGUAUGUUUCAUAGUGAGACAGGGCUUAAGAGUUUUGAGCAUCCGAGGAAUGAGAUGAAGGCGAUGCCGAGGAUUGAUAGUGAAGGUGUGAUAUGUGGAGCUAAUUUCAAAGUGGAUGCUUGUUCUAAGGUUAAUGGGAUCCCUAGGAGAGGAAGUGAGGCUAACUGGGCUCUUGCUAAUUCUCGUUAA